AUGUCGACUGUAGUGAAGAAUACACCCGUCGAGGCAAUCCCCGAGGUGGUGGAAGGGCUUCGUGCCAGCUUCCUCACGGGCAAGUCGAGGAGCGUCGAGUAUCGCAAGAAGCAGCUCAAGCAGCUCUAUUUCUUGGUGAAGGAAAACGAAACAGCGUUUGUCGAGGCCAUUAAAAAUGACCUGGGUCGCCCUCCAAUGGAGACCGAGUUUGGCGAGAUUGUGUCGGUAAAGAAUGAGAUUGCCGACGCCAUUUCCCAUGUCGACGAGUGGGCAAAGCCGACCAAGGUCUCCGGGGGGCUGGCCUACUUUGCGCACACGACCAAGACGAUCAAGGAUCCGCAAGGCACAGUGCUCGUGCUUGGUGCAUGGAACUACCCGAUCACGGUUCAAAUCGGACCUGUUGUCGGCGCGUUGGCGGCGGGCAAUAUGGUCGUGCUCAAACCUUCAGAGCUUUCUGCGCACUCUGCGCAGCUCAUUGCGGACCUGUGGCCCAAGUACAUGGACCCCGAAUUGACGCGCGUCGUGAACGGAGGAGUGGAGCAUUCGACUGCGCUGCUCGACCAGCGCUUUGAACACAUUUUCUAUACGGGCAGCGGCCGCGUCGGCCGCAUCAUUGCCGAGAAGGCCGCUAAGUGGCUGUGCCCCACGACGCUCGAGCUUGGCGGCAAGUCUCCCGUGAUUAUCGACCACACUGCGGACCUUGCCAUUGCAGCGCACCGUCUCGUUUGGGCCAAAGCCUUUAAUGCGGGUCAAACGUGCAUUGCGCCGGACUAUGUCUUGAUUGAUCGGUCGGUGCAGGACAAGUUUGUGGCCGAGCUGCAAAAGGCAGCGGGUGAAUUUUGGCCGUCGAUGGACAGGAAUGUGCGCGACUUUGGCCGUAUCGUCAACGAGCGCAACUGGAACCGCCUGGCCUCGAUGCUUCGUGCGUCCAAAGGGCAAGUCGUUUAUGGUGGCGUGGAUGCCGGAGACGAAUCAUCCAAGUUCCUUCCGUUGACGAUUCUCAAGGACGUUGAUGGUCAGGACUCGACCAUGGCAGAAGAAAUUUUUGGCCCCAUCCUGCCCCUCGUUCCAGUGGACAAUGUGCAGGAUGCUGUGGACUUUGUCAAUGCCCGUGACCAGCCCUUGGCCCUCUAUCUUUUUACCUCUACGCAAACUACGACGGACUUUAUUCUGAGGUAUACGCGCAGCGGUGCCGCGGUCCGCGGCGACUUUAUGCUGCACUUUUCCAUCAACGAGCUUCCGUUCGGCGGCACGGGUCCGUCGGGUUAUGGAACCUACCACGGCAGGGCUGGCUUUGACUGCUUUACGCACGAGCGCGCAUUUGUCGACGCACCAGCCUCGGGCCUGCUUGGAUCGGCCGUCGAGAAUAUGAUGUCGCUGCGCUACCCUCCCUACUCUGCAACCAAGCUGGCCCUGCUCCAGAAGUCGAUGAACAAGUUGGUGUUCUUUGGCCAUCCCAAGAACCCCACCGUGUCUCCCUCCAGAAAGUCUCGUUUGUAA
Molecule: messenger RNA, 1500 nt
Organism: Malassezia japonica
Lineage: Eukaryota; Fungi; Basidiomycota; Malasseziomycetes; Malasseziales; Malasseziaceae
Exons: 1
Coding region: 1-1500 (499 amino acids)
Biological process (GO): aldehyde metabolic process
Cellular component (GO): cytoplasm
Molecular function (GO): aldehyde dehydrogenase (NAD+) activity
Source: RefSeq, a predicted model, not a curated record